UUUAUAUAUAAGCGAUAUGGGACCUCAUCUAUACUGUGUGCUGAAGGGUUGCAGUGAGGAAUAUUACGAAAGUUCAUGGCUGAAAAUCACUCCCAAAAGUGCAACAUGAAUGACUUGCAGGAAACUAUAAACAUAAAAACUUCUAUUGAAGCCGGAGAAGAAAACAUCAUUCUGAACCCUCGCUUUGAAGACGGCAUCAGCAACUGGUCCGGCAGAGGCUGCAAGAUUCUUCUCUGUGAAUCCUUGGCAAAUGGAAAGGUCCUCCCCUUAACCGGAAAACACUUCGCUUCGACGACCGGACGCACACAAUCCUGGAACGGAAUUCAGCAAGAGAUCACAGCCAGAUUUGAAAGAAAACUUGCUUAUGACAUCUCCUCUGCAGUUAGGAUAUUUGGCUCGCCAGCCAGCACAAUUCAGGCCACUUUGUAUGUCCAAAAGCCAAAUGGAAAAGAACAAUACAUUGCGAUUACUCGAGUCCAAGCCACGGACAAGGAAUGGGUACAGUUGCAGGGGAAGUUUUUAGUGAAUAGUGUGGCGUCGAAGGUUGUUAUAUAUCUUGAAGGUCCGCCUCCUGGGGUGGAUAUUCUUUUGAAUUCUAUGAUUGUUCAGCAUUCUCAGAAGCUCCCACCGUCUCUUCCUCCUGACACGGAGAAUGUGCUCUAUGGAGUAAACAUAAUUACAAACAGCAACCUCACAGAUGACCUGAAUGGUUGGUCACCUCUUGGGCCCUGCACUCUAAGCAUCGCACAGGGCGCGCCUCGCAUACUCCCACCAAUGGCAAAAGAUUCCUUAGCAAGCCAUGAACCCUUAAACGGUCGUUAUAUUCUCGUCGCAAAUCGAUCACAAACAUGGAUGGGACCAUCUCAAACUAUCACAGAUAAGUUGAGGCUGUUUGUGACAUACCAAGUAUCAGCUUGGGUUCGAGUGAGCUCAGUUAGGAAUGGUCCUCAGAACAUCAAUGUAGCUCUUGGUGUUGACAACCAGUAUGUUAAUGGUGGUCAAGUGGAAGCAUUAGAUGAUAGAUGGUAUGAAAUUGGAGGUUCAUUCAGAAUAGAGAAAUCACCUUCAAAAGUUAUAGUUUAUGUUCAAGGUCCAUUGGCUGGCGUUGAUCUAAUGGUUUCAGGGCUACAGGUAUUCCCACUUGACAGGAAAGCAAGAUUCAAAUAUCUUAAGAAGAGAACUGAUGAGGUAAGGAAGAGAGAUGUAAUUCUGAAAAUCUCAGGGUGCUAUUGUGAUGAUGUCUUCGGAACUUCAGUGAAGGUUAGGCAGAUUAAGAACAGCUUCCCUAUAGGAUCAUGCAUCAACCGAACCGAUAUUGACAAUGAAAAUUUCGUUGAAUUCUUCAAAAAUAAUUUUAACUGGGCAGUUUUCGGAAAUGAACUAAAAUGGUACUGGACAGAGCCACAACAGGGCAAUUUCAACUAUACUGAUGCAGAUGAGCUCUUAGAUUUCUGCAACAAAAAUGGAGUUCUAGUCAGAGGCCACUGUAUUUUCUGGGAAGUGGAAUCAACAGUUCAACCAUGGGUGCAGUCCCUCAGCAAGAACAAUUUAAUGAUUGCUGUGCAGAAUCGCCUCACUGGUCUCUUAACAAGAUAUAAAGGAAAAUUCAAACACUACGAUGUGAACAACGAAAUGCUUCAUGGCUUCUUCUAUCAAGACAGACUUGGAAAAGAUAUUAGAGCAAACAUGUUCAAGACAGCAACUCAGUUGGAUCCUUCACCAAUACUCUUUGUGAAUGAUUAUCAUGUGGAGGAUGGAACUGAUACUCGAGCUUCUCCCGAGAAGUAUAUCAAGCAAAUUAUAGAUUUACAGGAACAAGGAGCUAAUGUGGGAGGAAUUGGAGUGCAGGGCCACAUUGAUUGUCCUGCAGGACCAAUAGUUUCUUCCGCAUUGGACAAGUUAGGAGUGCUGGGCCUUCCUGUAUGGUUCACGGAGAUCGAUGUUUUUUCGACAAACGAGUAUGUACGUGCUGAUGAUUUGGAGACUAUGCUUCGAGAAGUUUAUGCUCAUCCAGCGGUGGAUGGGAUUAUGUUGUGGGGAUUUUGGGAGCUGUUGAUGAGCAGGGAGAAUGCGUAUUUGGUGGAUGCGGAAGGUGAAGUUAAUGAAGCAGGAAAGAGGUUCUUAGCUCUUAAGCAGGAGUGGCUUUCACAGGCUUUUGGGAGUGUUAAUGACGAUGGGGAGUUUUUGUUUAGAGGUUUUCAUGGCGUUUAUACUGCUGAGAUUGUUACAUUUGGGAAGAAGAUUAUUCAUACAUUUCUAGUUGAGAAGGGAGAUGCUCCUUUAGUUGUGGAGUUGACCAUUUAAAAAGGCUUGAAUAAAUGGCUUUUCGUUGUGAAAAUAAUGUAAGUGGCGACAUGGUUAAUGUUGGGGUUGGUUGUUUUUAGGGUUUAGGGUUUGUGAGGGUAACUAUUAUUUCAUUUUAAGCUUGGAUGACUAAUGUUGAUGAUCGUGCGUUAUUUGGAUUUACGUUUCUUUUGGAAUUGUAUAUUGGAUAUAAUGAGUUAA
This is a messenger RNA of Phalaenopsis equestris, 2505 nucleotides long. RefSeq names its product endo-1,4-beta-xylanase C-like. Lineage: Eukaryota; Viridiplantae; Streptophyta; Magnoliopsida; Asparagales; Orchidaceae. The coding region runs from base 76 to 2304 and encodes 742 amino acids. The record is from RefSeq and is a predicted model, not a curated record. Gene Ontology annotation, molecular function: hydrolase activity, hydrolyzing O-glycosyl compounds. The transcript has 6 exons. Gene Ontology annotation, biological process: carbohydrate metabolic process.